AUGAGGUGCCCUUUGGCGCGAUGCGUCAGGGAAUUCGAGCAUAGGGCCAUGGGCUGUGAGAUGCUCCGGAACUACAUGGGGUUAGAGAAUUCGAGCAUAGUGUCAUGGCAAGUAGGGCUGUCAGAUGCCCUGGGGCAAGAUGGGGUUAGAGAAUUCGAGCAUAGGGCCAUGGCAGCCCAUCCGGCUCGGGCAGCUUUGAUGUUUCUCAUCCCAGUACGUGACGCAGAGACCAACAUUAUGGCUGCCGCCUCCUCAGAGCUCUGCACGCUGGAGCGCCUUUGUUCGUCCAACUUCGCGAAGCACCUCAUCGCGCCGCUGCAGCGCGCCUCGUCCCUGCUGGGCUCGGGCGAACUGUGGCAGAUGCACGCCGACGCGGAGGAGGCAGAGGCCGCCGCCCUCGCCGCUCAAGGCGACGCGGCGGCUUCCGCGCUAUGGCCGUGGAAAAUGAGCAACGUCGUUGCGCGCCUCGAGACAUCGUUGUCGCGCUUCACGCGGAAUAAGCCGCCUCCUUCCCCCACCGCCCCGCGCAAGCCGCUGAGAUCGCUCAAAGCCGCGAGUAUCACCGCCGAUCUGCCCGCGCCGUCGCCGAAAUCUCCCAGUCCCGUGUCGAGGAGGUUCAAGCAGCGCGGCGCCGCGGAGUCGCAGAUUCAGUUCCGCCUCUCCCCGUCUCAUCUCGCAUUCGUCGCCACCGCCUCUGCGGAACUUGACCUCGCCGCCUCUCGCGGCUCGCGCGAUGCAACCAAGGCCACGUGCGAGGAGCCUGUCGGUCGCGUGGCGCCCGCCGCACGUCGCAGCAGAGCGAGCUUGAGUAUGGAUGAGGGGCAGCUGAGCGCAUGGCAGGAGCACGCCCCGGCUACGACAUCAGACAACGUUGACGGAGACAGCAUUGACAGAAAUAACGUUGACGGAAACGACAUCGUGGCGUCGAAGAAAGAAUCGGAGGUUCUGGAUUUGGAAAAUUCAUUUCGGAUGACCUGUCAGUCGGUCGCCAGGUGGAUCGACGGCACUGGUCGCGCCAUGACGUCAGCCGCUCGUGUAAAUAUCGCGCUGGAUCACGACAUCGUCUUGUCGCGAUUCCUGACCGUCAAGUCUAGCCCCAGUAGCCCGACAGGUCGUGGCUGCGCGAUUGGCGCGCAGCGUGCGCUUAGCUGCCGUCGAUAUAGCACGAUCUGCCGGGCGCGGGCGGGAAGCGGGAGCGCGGAGGCACGGGAUGGCGCGGCGAGCGGCGCGGAUGCGCGCGCGGAAAGGGAGGGGUUCGCGGCGGACGGGAUCAUCGUUCUGGCGGGCGGACUGAAACGCGACGGCACCGUUCCAGAGUGGGUGGCGAGGCGCCUGGAUGCAGCGGCGGAGCUCUACCGCGCCAUGAGCGGGGGGGAGGGGGAGGGGGAGGAUCCCGCCCUGAAUGGGGGAGGAGGGCCGGGCGCUGCCAUGAAUGGGUGGCAGGGGGGCGCCUCCGUCUUCCCCAGCGCACCUUCCAGUGCCUGCCGCUGCCCCAUAGUGGUGCUGGGGGCGGGCACGCCGCACGUGCAGCCGGUGCUGAGUCAGCACGGACACAUGUGGCAUGAGAGCAGCGCGUGCGCACAGUACCUCAUGGACAAGCACAACAUCCCCCCCUCGCACAUCUACAAGGAGUGGGCAUCAUACGACACGGUGGCAAACGGCUUCUUCUCCCUCGUGUGGCACGCGGUGCCGCGGCGCUGGCAGCGCCUGCUCGUGGUUUCUCAGGUGGCGUCACCUGGGGAUCCGUUGGAGCAGGGCUAUGAGAUUCGGUUCAUCAGCGCAUCGGAUGCCGGCAUUGAUCCUGCCAUGAUUCAGGCCCGGCAAAGAAAAGAAGCAGACAGUAUUCGAUUGCUGCUGCCCUACGUAGCAUCAGUGCACUCCCUGCCGGCCUUCUACCCCUACAUGCACAUGGAGCAUCCUUCCCAACACUCUCCUCCUCUCAAUCCCCCUCCCUCCCAGGCCCGGCAACGCAAGGAAGCAGACAGCAUUCGCCUGCUGCUGCCUUACAUUGCUUCAGUGCGCUCCCUGCCAGCCUUCCACCACUACCUACACACACAGCACAGGGCAUACAACGUGCAGCACCAGGAGGAGUUUGGGCGGGUGAAGAGUGCAGAGGAGGCCACGUUUGAUCCCAUCAAGCUGUGCUAUUGA
Molecule: messenger RNA, 2151 nt
Organism: Closterium sp. Yama58-4
Lineage: Eukaryota; Viridiplantae; Streptophyta; Zygnematophyceae; Desmidiales; Closteriaceae
Source: the annotation of a GenBank genome assembly